AUGGCUGCUGUCUCAAUGAAGUCUUGCAUUUGCCUUGUUGUGUUUGCUGUGUUUCUGGGAAUAUCUGGGUUUGCUGCUGUGGAUGGAGCAGGGGAGUGUGGGAAAUCCACCACCCCUGACAGGGAAGCUUUCAAGCUGGUUCCUUGUGCAUCGGCUGCACAGGAUGAGAAUGCUGCUGUUUCGAGCCAGUGCUGUGCUCAGGUGAAGAAGCUGGGCCACAACCCAGCUUGCCUCUGCGCUGUGAUGCUCUCCAACACUGCUAAGAGCUCUGGCGUGAAGCCGGAGGUUGCCAUGUCCAUCCCCAAGCGCUGCAACCUCGCUGACCGCCCUGUGGGUUACAAGUGCGGAGCUUAUACAUUGCCUUGAAGUUAUGAUGCUGGAAGUGUUGACUCUGUGGUGACCUUUGUGACUUGGUGUAACGUUUUAAGGUACUUAGUGGUGCUAAUGUACUGGAGUGUUACAGAUUUGUUGCUUGCUGGUUGAUCUAGCUCAAGCAUAUAUGUACUACUACUGUGACAUCCAGACCUAUCCCAAAUAAUGAAUUAUGAUUGGAUCAUAAGAAGUAAAAAUGUCUGCUUUGCGGCUGGCUUGUGCAGUUGGUUGUCAUGUUUUUGGUUGAUUUUAACUCUCUGCUAGUGGCUGUUGAGGGAGUCUGUAACCUAACAGGAAAGGACAUAUCUGGCCUCUGUUGCUGGCUUUCUGGUUUGGGUAAGGCCACUAGAGAAG
This is a messenger RNA of Linum tenue, 726 nucleotides long. The record is from the annotation of a GenBank genome assembly. Lineage: Eukaryota; Viridiplantae; Streptophyta; Magnoliopsida; Malpighiales; Linaceae.